Molecule: messenger RNA, 4326 nt
Organism: Asterias rubens (European starfish)
Lineage: Eukaryota; Metazoa; Echinodermata; Asteroidea; Forcipulatida; Asteriidae
Product: PHD finger protein 14-like
Exons: 20
Coding region: 69-2855 (928 amino acids)
Biological process (GO): regulation of transcription by RNA polymerase II
Source: RefSeq, a predicted model, not a curated record
UUGAUUCGCGAUAAAGGCAAAGCCCAAUCACUUUCGCUGCGCUACAAAAAUUACAUUUUUUAGCUACAAUGGCAGAAGGUGUCAAACCCGAAGAAUUGUUUGGAACCGCAGACGAUGUGGACUUUCUUUAUGAAACCAUGUACAAGCGUGACCCGAAGAAGCGUCGUGUCAAACCAGUCGAGCGUCAUCUUAUUCAGCUUGACUUUGGACUGAGCGAUAGCGAGAAUGACAGUGACUUUGAGAUAACUGAACAUGAUGACCCAGACUCUGGAGGUUCUGCUGCUGAGAUGGAUGAAGGUGGUGAGGGGAGCAGUGGGGACGACGCUGGCUACGAUGACGAUGACGACAGCGACGGUGACACUAAUCGAAAUGACUCAGCCGAGGAGAUGUCAGACUCGAGCUUGGAGAAGAAAACAAGCAUCAGGGAGUUAAUCUCCAAAGCUAGGGUCCACAGUAAAGGGACGGAAAAGACUGGUUCCGGUGAGAAGCCAUCGUCAAAGCUGAAGAUGCUCAUAUGUGCUGUAUGCUUAGGAGAAGUGAGCAUUGAUAGUGACGAAAUAGUGGAGUGUGAUAACUGUGGUAUAGGGGUCCACGAAGGUUGUUACGGUGAGAUUCUAUCCGACAGUGAUUCAACCAGCAGUGUACAAACUGCUAGCUCUACAGAACCCUGGUUCUGUGAUACGUGCAAAGCAGGUGUUAAUAACCCGACCUGUGAGUUAUGCCCCAACUCUGGAGGAAUCUUCAAGGAGACCGAUGCUGGAAGGUGGGUCCAUGUGGUUUGCGCCCUCUAUGUUCCUGGCGUUGCUUUCACCGAUGUUGAGAAACUACGCUGGGUGACGCUGUCAGAGAUGCCUACUGGGAAAUGGGGAGUCAGGACUUGUGUUUAUUGUGAGGAUGAAAGAUUCAGCCGGACUGGGAUCUGUAUUUCAUGCGACGCUGGGAUGUGUAGAAACUAUUUCCACGUCACCUGUGGGCAACGAGAGGGACUCCUGUCCGAGGCUUCCCCUGAAGAGGACAUCGCAGAUCCCUUUUACGCUUACUGUAAACUCCACGUUGACAAGAUCAGCAUGCGCUACCGACGGCAGAACUACCUAGCCAUCCAAUCACAGCUCAAGGGCUUCGAGGAGCGCAAACCUGACGAUCCGAUUGGUCAGGAACGUAUCGGCACCAAACUGAAACGCUGGCAGGAGAAGUACAGAGAGUCAAAAUUUAAGAAGCCGAACCCUUGGGUGCCGACGGAAAAGGUUCCUCGUCUCCUGACCACAAGCCCCUCAGCCACUCGUCAUCUUAUGAAGAAAGCUGAACUUCUCGGCAUCAACACUGAGUCUCCUCACCAAGCUGUAGUCAAGGAAGCUAGCGAUGUCCGCAGGAAGUGGCACAUUGGCCCCGCCUUCACUACGGAAUUUGUUGGGUACUAUCUUGAUCGUGACGUUCGGAUGAACAACUUGAAGAAUCGUCUGGGUGAAUCGAUGCGAUCUAAUGAGAGAUUAGAAGCUGAGCAACAAUCACUGAGAUGUGUGUAUGAUAAGCUUUCCUCCGAGGUUGAAUCCCUGCGUAUUAGUACGACCAAACAGCGGAUGGAAGGUCAGUCUCUGUGGAAGAUGCUGAUUGGCUUCGGUCUCAAGAAACAAGCGAUGCCGGAAACCCUGAAGAGUCCACGCUCCAAGAAACUGCCGACGAAGAAGGAGGGACCCAAAUCACCAGCAGUCAUUCAUUAUUGUGGUAUAUGUGAACAGUCGACCAAUCAGCAUCAGCUAGCAUUAUGUGACACUUGUAAGAAACAUUAUCAUCUGGGAUGCCUGGACCCCCCACUGAGCCGAAUGCCUAAGAAGACUGCAUUUAGCGGCUGGCAAUGUUCAGAGUGCGUCGGUUCCUCCAGUGAUACUUCCGUGGCUGAAACCAUCGAGGGAGAGGAACGUGACGAGGCCGGAAGACGCAAACGUCGAGUCAUCCGAGAACCCAAUAAGUUCACCCCACCCACAGCUCAGAAGAAGAUUGGUAAAGUUAAACCAAAGCCCAAGAGGAGCCUGAAGCGCAAACUGAAAGUACCAGAGGAGGAGCCCGAGGAGGAAGAACCUGUUAUUGUUGAGCCUGAGCCACCCAAAGCAAAGAAGGAGAAAGCUAACCAACGCAAGGUUCCCUCGAAGGAUACUAAAGAAAUGUGUAUUACAUGCAACAGAGAUGGCGAUAGUACAAACCUCGUCAGGUGUGAUCACUGCAAGAAAAAUUACCAUUUUGGCUGUCUGGACCCGCCAAGUAAGAAAUGUCCCAGGAGGUUUGGGUACAUGUGGUACUGCCCUGACUGCGAUAAUGGCUCAUCAACCGAUGAAGACACUGAAGAUGAGAAUCCGGAUGUUGAUGACAUUGACGAACCAGUAACCCCUAGCAACAGACAAUCCAAGGGGAAAACAGCAAAGGACAAGACUAAACCAUCAUCUCGGAAGAGCCCAGCAGGCUCCAAAAGUAGCCCAAAUGUGAACAAGGCAGACCCAAGUGAGAGUAAAGCAGAUCAACUCAAGAAGGCCAACCGCCGAAAUGGGAAAAGGUCAAGCCCAACUGGGAAGAAAGCUUCUCCAGUGAGGAAGGGCAUCGAAAAAAAAACCUGGAGCUCCAGAGGGAGUAAAGGGAGUCCAAACAACAAACGAGGAAGUCCAAGUGGGAGUAACUCCAGCCCAAAUGAGAAUAAAAGUAGUCUGGCUACCAGUAGAGUAAGCCCAGGGAAAGGUAAAGGCAGUCCUGGUGUUGGGAAAUCCAGCCCGGGAACAGGUAAGGACGGCCAGGCUAGCAAUGGAAAGCUGAGCCCAGUUGGGAAUAGAAGAAGCUCAAAGGAUAAAACUCCCUCUCCAAAGAAAUGAAAUCCCAAUUUGGUCCUCAUCAUGUUCAUAUCAGUUCAUUGGUUUCAAUUGAUGUUUUUUUUCCCAAUGUCAAGAACCCAGUGUUCACGAGCCUGGAAACAACAAAUGUUGCAGGUGUGGAAUUACACCCAGACCACAGCUUCAGUUUGCCCCUGGUCUUUGCCUUGGUGCCCCUUCAAAAGGUUGGGUAUGAGUCUUACCCAGGGUGCCUGUUGAAUUUGUUUUCCCUGCUCGACUCGGAGACCCUCUUGAUAACUCUUGGUUCAUAGAUUCCAAUGAAGUUUUGGGAACACUAUCCGCAGUGGCAGAGAAGUAGAUCAAAGAGCAUUGCUUAUUUUUUUUUUUUUACCAGGCAGACUUUGAAAAAAGUCUGAAUUCAGAUAAAAGUCUAAAAUGUCUCAUCCCUAAACAUGCUAAAUGACUGAAGCUAUAGACGGGGUUCAUCAGUUUCAAAUUAAUUUAUUCAAAUAAUUUAUUUAUAAAAUUGUUUUAGUUCAUUGAGUUGACAAAAGAAGGUGUAGUCUUACUAUACCAAUGUACAGAUCCACAUCAAUCACGAUGAAAAGUUUCUAAAGACUAAAGUGUGGAUUGAGCAGUUUUUGGUACUUUUCAAUUAUGCAGCAUUUUUAGGCUACUCCAUGUUUACAAAUAGAAAUGAAAACUUUACAUACAUCUAUCAAUCAAUCAGAAGACAUUUAUAUAGCGCCAAAAUCAACAAAUUUUUUUCAAAAAGGUUGCUCAAGACAGUUACAUGUCUCUCCAUUACAACACUUAACACAGUAAUCAUAGAGCACAACAUUGGUUACAAACCGAAUUAGGAUGGAAUUUGCAACGCUCACAACUGGUUCCCUGCUUAAAAAUGCUAAGCAAAUGUAAAAAUUCGCUAAGCAUUAUUUUGUAUCUUAUAGAAAUGUCCACACAAGCUUUGGUCAGUAGAGGUCUGUAGAAAAUAACUUGUUUAAUUCUGAAAAGAAAUCGCCACGCUUUGUCAUCAUCUUUGUGCCAAAUAUGCUUGCCAAAUGAUGCGGGUUUUUGUUCACAUUUUCAUACAGCCUUUCAAAAUUAAACUUAACCAUUUAGAAACCAUUUAUUUCUGUAUACUCAUCACCAUUAUGCCCAUGUCAUUGUGGCUGAAAAACAAUAGAAAUCAGAAUUUGUUUUCUUCUCAAAACAUAGAUAAUAUGUUAACAUGGGAAAAUUUCAAGAUGUCAGUUCAGGUCAUGACCUUUACUUUGACCUUAUUGGUUGAUGGGAAGUAGGUCAUAUCUUGCAGCAGUUUGCGGAUGCUACGGUUUCUAAAGGGUUUUAAAACAUACAAUCAUUUGUUAAGCUUGAUAAGUUAAAGCCAUGUGUUUGUAUUGUGUAUGUAUUUAUGUGUUGAUGUUACUUAGUUCAUGUGAAAUUGUAUGUAAAAGAAACAAAUAAAGAAAGAGCUUUUCGUACAAGGUGCUCUCAGCAAUAUCGAGAAUAA